Messenger RNA from Nicotiana tabacum (common tobacco), 1469 nucleotides. The record is from RefSeq and is a predicted model, not a curated record. Lineage: Eukaryota; Viridiplantae; Streptophyta; Magnoliopsida; Solanales; Solanaceae.
UAGGAUUGUUAUUGUCUUCCGCUGCGUGUUACGAACACCUAUACGCAAUCCUACAAAAAUUAGGGAUGGUAUUUCCUUUAGCUUCUUCUUAUACUCCGUACUGCAUGAUUGAAUCCAAUAUGAUACUAUCUUAGAUCAAGUUUGUAUAAGAUUAUUAUCUUUCAAAUUUUACAAGUGAAGGUGGGAGCAUGAAACUCGAAUAUGCAGUAAUAGCAUUAUGUCAUUAACUACAGUGCAAAACCAAGUCUGGUGCUUGAGAGCAUUACAUUGACUAGGAUAACAUUCUCCGAAUGAGGCUCAAUCAAUUGGCUGUGGUAAAGUGUACCUUUUCUGGUACAAUCUUAAAGCUCCUUAUUAUGCAUUGAGAGAUCAUUUCUGUCAGGUUGCAAGAAGUUCAAGAACGAGAUGAUAUCACUGUCGUUGAUUCCCCCUCUUUAAAUGAAUUCAAUAAACUUUCUUUAAAGUUGCUCAAACAUGUGAUCUUGUUGUCUGUUAAUCUCAUUCUUCCCACAAGGCUUGACGAACUCCUAAAUAUACGUAUGUUGGGGCAAGGAGUUGGACAACAUGGAUGAUAGAAAGUUUACCCUUGAUUUAAUGCUUUACCUGGAGUCUUGUGUUUAAUUAUCUAGUAACUGCCAGGUCAGGCAUGGGGUCUCUGCAGAUUCUAUCAGACAAACAAAGUCAGAAACUAGCAGAAAACAUGAUAUACAUUAAAGAGUUGGAAGAUAGAGAAAUGAUGCUUACUCAAAAGGUCGAAGCACUCGUAGUAGAAAAUAAAGACGCUUAUGAACAAAUCUCUAGAUGGAGAGAAGCUUGUGAAAUGGAAGUGGCAGCUGGAAAGAAAGCUAUUAAGGAGCACGAAGAACUGGUUAAUAUUCUGAAACAAGAAUUGGAAAAGACAAGAGCUGCUUCACGUAUUUCCAAUAGCAAGUUGCAGCUGAAAGAUGAACUAGUGGCGACAGCCAUCGCUGCUAGGGAGGCAGCUGAGAGUUCUCUCCAACUUGCAGACAGCAGAGCUACUGAGCUACAUAAGCAGAUUGAGGAGCUAACAAGACAAUUAGAAGAAGUAGAGAAAAGGGAGCGAAUAAAUCGCCGUAGACUGAGGCGUUUGUGUUGGCCAUGGCGAGGUCUCAAGUUUGGCACUGCUAAUAAUACAACUGGUGUACGAAACGUGACAAGGAUGCUACCAGAAAUGCAAGCACUACUCCGUUAAUAUUUGAUUCUCACUCUCCACCAAGCCUAAAGUUUUUUUUUUUGGGUUUUAAUUUCAAAAAGAAAAGUUAAUAGUCUUUAUUUAGAUGUUGUACAUGAAUUUCUGCUUGUUAUUCUUCUCUCUCUUCCCUUGUUUUGGCCCAUUGUACAGAAAUGAUCACGACUGAGCCAGAUGCUCUAUGGGCUGAUUUAUCGAUGCCUUUUUGGGAUAAGUUUCACACAAAACAGUAGUGAAGGUAACAGCUUCAGUUGGAUAA